GUGUUGCGUCUUUUUUCUCUCAUUCCACUCAAUUGCAUUUGGUUUUAUACUGUUCUGGGCAAUCGUGUAUUGAAAUGAUCGUCUUCAACGCGAUGACUUCUGAAGGGACAGCAGCUCGAGUAACAUUAAUGAAAAGAAGAAAUAGUGACUCGUUAUUACCAUCACAAGCAGAAAGCUUAAAGGAAGGCUUCAAAGAAGUAGAAGAAGAGCACAAAGAAGCCUUGAAAAGAUUAGAGAAACGAUAUAAAAAUGCUUUUAGACAAUUACACUUGAAACAUAGAGUUUGCAAAGUAUUGAAAACAAAGAGUUGUGAAGGGGCAAGUAAGGAAGGAUAGUAACGCUACUAGAGUCUGAGGAAGAGGUGGUUGGGUGAAUAAUGUGUCUUCAACCUUGUUUUUCUGAGUUUCAGAAGAGAGUGAUUGAAGAAGGAAACAUUAUCUUGAUAAGUAUUAUUAUUUGUAUAUAGGAAUAGUUGUGGUUGUCGUGUGGUUGGAAAUUACUUAUCAUAGAUGAAUUGCAUUUCUAUAUAAAUGUGGGGUCAUAAUUUAUUGACAAGUUUCCACAAAGUAAGAGAGUGUUGAACAAGAUACUGUUGCAACUGUGUUUGAGCGGAAAAUGACCGAUACUUGAAACAAACUCCAACUUCUCGAGCGACUGGUGCUAACCAACAUGAAGACGUUUUCUUUCGUUGCAACAGCCUCUCUGCAGUGCACCUAGUCACAACACACCAGUAAAAUUCCACAACCGGAGGUACCUUUUUCACUUACUUAAAAGCAAAUAAACAAAGGUCACCAACCAAUGACCAAGAAAGGGGAAAGGUACAGUCCACAGAACGAGCAACGUCACAAGUUGCCCUAGAGCGCACCAACCGUAUCAUACUCGGACAACAAGUAUCCACUAUGAUUGGGAAACAAGGAACUUGCUGUUGGAUGUCAAAACUUCUCUUUUGGAAUAAAAAUAUUUGCCUUGAA
Molecule: messenger RNA, 971 nt
Organism: Galdieria sulphuraria
Lineage: Eukaryota; Rhodophyta; Bangiophyceae; Galdieriales; Galdieriaceae
Exons: 2
Coding region: 75-335 (86 amino acids)
Source: RefSeq, a predicted model, not a curated record